GAAAAAAACCUCACCAAACGUCCACACACAACUUCACAGUUGAGAGAGAGAAAACAAGUGAAGGAUUGAGAACUGCAAUCAUUCAUCAUCAACUCGGGAAAGCAUGGAACUUUUUUCAGUUGUUUCGUCAUACAAAGGUCGAUUGGCAGCAUAAUUUGUAUACUUUGUUGGUGUAUACAAGAAGAUAAUUGAGCUUGUGUGGGAGUGGUGGCAACUAGUAGAGUUGUUGAUAAAUAAUUGCUAAAUGGCGGAAAUGAUCGGACCGAGAUUGUAUAGUUGCUGCAAUUGCAGAAACCAAAUUGCCCUUCACGAUGAUGUUAUAUCCAAGUCCUUUCAGGGGAGAAACGGUCGGGCCUUUUUGUUCUCCCAUGCAAUGAACAUAGUGAUUGGUCCUAAAGAGGAUAGACAAUUGAUGACUGGUCUUCACACGGUUGCUGAUGUCUACUGCUGUGAUUGCCAUGAGGUGUUGGGCUGGAAAUAUGAGCGAGCUUACGAGGUAGCACAGAAGUACAAGGAAGGGAAAUUCAUUCUCGAGAAGUCGAAAAUUGUCAAAGAGAACUGGUAGUGUUAUCCAUGUUUUUUCUUUUCUGGAUGGUUCUCCUGAUGAUCUACCUAGUAGAUGGAUGCCUUUCACUGUCUUUCUUCUUCUCAAUAAAAAAAAAUUCUGUUCCUCCCCAUGCAUUCUUGUUAUGUUCUUCGACGGAAUGUUAUUCAUUUUGUUAAUAAAUUUGUGAAUGAUUUGAAACUGUGAUUUUAGUUCAAUU
Molecule: messenger RNA, 764 nt
Organism: Hibiscus syriacus
Lineage: Eukaryota; Viridiplantae; Streptophyta; Magnoliopsida; Malvales; Malvaceae
Product: protein yippee-like At4g27745
Exons: 4
Coding region: 245-565 (106 amino acids)
Source: RefSeq, a predicted model, not a curated record